Messenger RNA from Miscanthus lutarioriparius, 1914 nucleotides. NCBI's taxonomy places the organism in Eukaryota, Viridiplantae, Streptophyta, Magnoliopsida, Poales, Poaceae. The record is from the annotation of a GenBank genome assembly.
AUGGCGGCCAUCGUGGCGGCGCGGGCGUCUGCCCCCGGCGGCGCUGCCGUGAGCACUAUCGCCGCGUUCCACAGCCACGCGUCCCCUUCCCACGCGCUCCCGCUCGCCUCCUCCUCCAUCGGCGGCGCCAGGUGGUACUACCACGCCUCCGCGUGCUGCUUCGCCACCAAGCCCACCGCGCCGACCGCCGCCGAGCUCGUCGACCAGGACCCCGCCACGGCCACGCAGGAGGCCGCCAAGCCGCACCGGAAACGCCGGUCUCGGAAGGCGAAGAAGUCCGACACCGCCGCCAAGGAGGAGGACGGGACGGGUGACGAGACGGCGGCGGCGGCGGCGGCGGCGGAGGACGAGGCGAAAAGGAAGAAGAAGGAGGCGCCCAGCGCCGAGGAGAGCGCCCGGGCAUUGGUGGCCGGCCUCGACGACGUGAUCGUCAACCCCGUCGGCCUGGGCCGGCGGUCGCGGCAGGUGUUCGACGAGGUGUGGCGCAAGUUCUCGCGGCUGGGCCAGAUUUCGAGCGCCUCCUCCAUCGCGCUGGCGGAGGAGGAGCAGGCCGUGCUUAUCCGCGGAGGACCCAUGUGUGAGUUCACCGUGCCUGGGGCGCAGGACACCACCGUCCUCGUCGUCGGCGCCACCAGCCGCAUCGGCCGCAUCGUCGUGCGCAAACUCAUGCUCCGCGGAUACAAUGUCAAGGCUUUAGUAAGAAGAAACGACCCUGAAGUGAUAGAUAUGCUCCCAAGGUCAGUGGACAUUGUUGUUGGCGAUGUUGGUGAUCCUGCAACUGUCAAAGCAGCAGUAUCAGGCUGCAGCAAGAUAAUCUAUUGUGCAACUGCACGCUCAACUAUUACAGGAGACCUAAAUAGGGUCGAUAACCAAGGAGUAAGGAAUGCUAGCAAGGCUUUCCAGGAUUACUACAACGAAUUGGCCCAGCUCAGGGCUGGUAAAAGCAGCAAGAGCAAACUCCUGAUAGCAAAAUUCAAGUCUGCAAAGUCCUUGAAGGGUUGGGAGAUGCAGCAGGGUUCUUACUUCCCAAAUGCUUUUGUUUCUAGAUUUGAUGAAGGUAUCGAUGCAUCACUGGAUUUUUCAGAAGAUCAGCAGGCUGUUUUCUCAGGAUUUGUAUUCACAAGAGGUGGAUAUGUUGAGAUAUCAAAAAGGCUUUCUCUUCCUCUAGGUUCCACCCUAGACAGGUACGAUGGUUUACUUUUUUCAGUGGGAGGAAAUGGAAGAUCAUACGUUGUUAUUCUUGAAACUGGUCCAUUGGCAGACACGACCCAGAGCAAGAAGUAUUUUGCUCGGAUGACUACAAAAGUAGGCUUUUGUAGGGUAAGAGUGCCAUUUUCAUCUUUUCGGCCAGUAAACCCACAAGAUCCUCCCCUCGACCCUUUUCUUGUGCAUACACUAACCAUUAGGUUUGAACCAAAAAGGCAGAGACCUGGUGAUGGAUCUCAAAAUGCUAGUGAUCCUCGAAACUUUGAGCUGAAACUGGAAUACAUCAAAGCUUUACCUACUGGUCAAGAAACAGACUUCAUAUUGGUGUCAUGUUCAGGUUCUGGAAUUGAAUCUAACAGAAGAGAACAAGUUCUCAAAGCCAAGAAGGCUGGAGAAGAUGCACUGCGGAGGUCAGGCCUUGGAUAUACAAUCGUGCGCCCGGGUCCUUUGCAGGAGGAACCUGGUGGCCAGCGUGCACUGAUCUUUGAUCAAGGGAACAGAAUCUCUCAGGGUAUCAGCUGUGCUGACGUGGCAGAUAUUUGUGUCAAAGCAUUGCAUGAUUCCACUGCAAGAAACAAAAGUUUUGAUGUAUGCUAUGAGUACGUCGCUGACCAAGGGAACGAGCUGUAUGAGCUUGUGGCUCAUCUGCCUGACAAGGCUAACAACUAUCUUACACCAGCACUCUCUGUUCUAGAGAAGAAUACCUGA